Molecule: messenger RNA, 402 nt
Organism: Cyphellophora attinorum
Lineage: Eukaryota; Fungi; Ascomycota; Eurotiomycetes; Chaetothyriales; Cyphellophoraceae
Exons: 1
Coding region: 1-402 (133 amino acids)
Source: RefSeq, a predicted model, not a curated record
AUGUCGACCGUCUCCGGCUUCUCCGUAUCACAAGACCGUGAGGUCGCAGAGUACAACAGAGUUCGCGCCAUUCUGCUAGCUCGUCAGGAGCAACGUCGCCAGGACCUGCGUCGACGCUUGGGUAUGCCGGCGCGCAUAGAGCCGUACAAGCAGGGGUGGUUGAAGGACUUCACUGGUUGGCGGAGUAAGGAGGAGAAGUAUCUGGAUGAAAUUCUCGAGGAGGAGCGGAAGGAGAAGUUGAAGAGCAGCGGGGCGGAGGAUGUGGAGGGGGAGAUGGACAUCAAAGAAGCGCUCGCGGUUGUGGUUGACGAGAAGGAGGUAGGGAAGGGAGUAGCGGAGAAGGAGGUAGAAAGGGAGGAGGCGCGGAAGGCGGUGAUGAAGGGGAUGCGGAUGGGGUGGUGA